AUGCUGUCUAAAACAAGCCUUGCCCUCGUAGUACUGCAAGCCACCCUAGCACUCGCCGGCAACGCCAUUAUCAACAAUCGCUGCAACUACGACAUCUGGGUCCAGUCCGUACAUGCCCCCUACGGGGGAAAUAUGACUCACGUUCCCGCUCAAAGUCAGUACUCUGAGCCCUUUAGCCACGCCCCAACAUCAGUGAAGAUAAGCAAGACCCCUUCAAUCGUUAGUGGAGAGCAAACGCAAUUUGAGUACAACAUUGUCAGCAACCAAAUGUGGUAUGACAUCUCCUUAGUCGACUGUGCCAAGGGCCCGCAGGGCGCUAGCGGCUCAUUCGACACAUCCAGCUGCCCGGGCUACAACGAGGGUCUAGCUAUGCAUGUCACCGAUAGCAUAUGCAGGAAAAUCGAUUGCGGAGCGGAAGCUUAUUGUCCUACACAAGCUUAUUUCGUCCCUCAGCCGUAUAAAGAGCUCGGGAUAGAAGAACCGGUUUUCGUGUGUCCUGGUAAUGGCACCAGUUUCGAUCUGUGCAUGACAGUGUGCUCGCGGGAGCCGCAGCUGAGGAGUAGGGGCAUUGCUGGAAGUCUGGAUAACGCGCUGGUUGUAGAUGAGGAGGAGAAAUAA
This is a messenger RNA of Ascochyta rabiei, 618 nucleotides long. RefSeq lists its product as uncharacterized. Lineage: Eukaryota; Fungi; Ascomycota; Dothideomycetes; Pleosporales; Didymellaceae. The record is from RefSeq and is a predicted model, not a curated record. Bases 1 to 618 code for a protein of 205 amino acids. The transcript has a single exon.